Drosophila ananassae is the source of this 6623-nucleotide messenger RNA. RefSeq names its product serine protease filzig (gene flz). NCBI's taxonomy places the organism in Eukaryota, Metazoa, Arthropoda, Insecta, Diptera, Drosophilidae. Gene Ontology annotation, biological process: proteolysis. The record is from RefSeq and is a predicted model, not a curated record. The transcript has 7 exons. The coding region runs from base 949 to 5925 and encodes 1658 amino acids. Gene Ontology annotation, molecular function: serine-type endopeptidase activity.
CCGCCGCGUUAACCGUUUCAGUUGGGUUUCAAACGCGCACGCGUGCGGACGCCACAAGAGAGCAGCGAUUUGCAGCAGCAGAAGCAGCAACAGUAGUAGCGGCAGAGUAGCAGCGGCGAAAGAAAGCAGCAGCAGCAGCAGCGUUAGAAAGAAACAGGAAUCCAAAUCGGUGGCAAGAAGCAGAAGCUGAAACGGACGCCGAAUUAGAAAUGUUUACCAUUUAAGCCAGGCUUAAUAGAAAUACUCUCACGUACACUCUACCUGUGCUCUCACCCGCCAGCGCUCUCUGGCUCUCCUUUCUCUCACUCGCACCUGCUCUCGCGCAAACUCGACUCCGCUCUCCGUGUGGCCGGGAGUUAAAGUGAAAGUUUUCCACACAAAAGUGGCGAAGGUCCGUUAUCUUGGCCCCCGUUCGGGCCAACUUGCAAUCAGAAACUCAGACACACGCGGAGCGUUCAAUUGACCGGACGCUUGGAUCGGUCGAGGAUCGGUCGUGAAUCGGAAACGGAAUCAGAUAGCUGAGAUACUAUAAUAUAACCACCAUAUACUAACUAUAUGUGGUGCAGUGUGUUAGUGUUUUGGUGCCAGCAACUGUAAAUUCGCAGCUGACCAAAGAAAGCGGCCGAGUUAAAUACGCAAAGUGUUCAGCAGCGAUCGUCGCAGCAAUUAAAUCGCGUCUGAUCAGAAUCGGAAUCUCGGAACCCAGAGAUCCAGAUACAGUUACAACUUAUUUUCCACUCGACGCGCGUUCGUUGCCUAAGUCUUUCGUUUUUUUGCGCGCGCUCUUCUCCGUUGCAACAUUUGGCUUUCGCACUCGUUCUACCGAUUUGCGAUUUCAAAAUCUGGACAACCUGGGUGACGAAUAUUAAAGCCAGCUGGUACAUAAACUGCUGCCAGACGGUCUAGGCCAAGAUAUCCCCGCCAAGUGUCCGGCCGCCACCAGCAAACAUGUUUAAGUGGGUUACGCCGGCCUCAACGGCGACGUUGUCCCGCUGCAAAGCAACAACUGACAGCAACUGUAGAACAGCUACAGUAACAGAAACAACAACGAGAACAACAAAGCCACAACUACUUUCCAUCGCUUUAACAAGUUUAAUAAUAAUAGUCGCAUCAUUUGUGCCGACAACAAGUGGAUUUAGAUCAAUUGAAACGAAUGGCGGUGGUCGCAAACUGUUUGGUGGCUAUCGCAUCACCCCGAAGCACUGCCGUGCCACCAAGACCCUGCCCAGCUCCGAUCCGCGUGCCAAUGGACCCACUAUCUGCAUGUUCAACCACGAGUGCGCCCAACGGGGCGGCGAGGUGGUGGGCGCCUGUAUGGACGGAUUCCUGUUUGGUGCCUGUUGCCAGAUUCCGCCCACCCACGAGCUGGCCAGCACGCUGAUCAACGAAGCCCAGAACGCCUACUUCCAGCAGCACAAGCUCCAACAGGCAGCCGCCCAGUCCUCGUUCGAGAGCUAUGGUGGCCAGCAGGAGCAGCACCAGGAGCUGAGCGAUGAGCAGGUGGCGGCACAGCCCUCGCAGAACAUCUACGACCAGCAGAACCUGGACAAGGUGUACCAGCAAUUGGGUAGCAGCAGCACCAGCAGCAGCAACAUCAGUCCACCCAGCGGCGGCUAUGGAAAUGAACCCGCCCAGGAGCCGGAGCAGCCUCUAACCUACUCCAGCAGCACCAGCACAGGCACUUCCACAGAAACCGCUCAGUACCAGUCCUCCUCCGCAAGCUUGGAAUUCGAACAGGAGGCCUCGCAGCAAGCUGAUGCCUCCAAGGAAGCCAGCACCACCCAGAAGGUGGUAGUCAGCCAGCCCGUCCAGCCCCCCACUUUCCACGUCCACAAGCACUCUGUGACCAUCAAUUCACCCUCUUCCCCGCCCCAGAACGACGACUUCGUGAUGCAGGUGCUCAGCACCCUGCCGCCAGAACAUGCCGAUGACCACCGCGUCGUCUUCACCACCGAGGUGCCCACCAAAAUAGCCAGCGGCCUGCAGGACCAAACCAGCUCCGAGUCCAGCUCGUUCGAGGAGGUGUCUUCCACGGCGGCCACCCCUCUGAAGCCUAAGCCCAAGCCUGCCACUCAGAAGCCGAAGCCCAAGCCAGUUCCCCAGCUGGCCGAGAGCAUGAAGAGGCCCAUCCAGCAGGCCAAGCCUCAGCAGGUGGCGAAGCCCAAGCCCAAGCCUAGCCAGACUGCGGGUAAUGUCCACCACCACAACCACCUCAUUCUGGACGGAGGAGAGUUCACUCACAGCGACAUUACGCACCCCGGAGCUGAUGCCGAUCUGGUGGAGGAUCUUCAGUUCUCCACCGGCUACGGACCCCAGCCCGUUUAUGCCGAACCACCGAAGCAAGAGCCAGAGCCACAGCUGCCCGAGCAGAGCUACAUCUCCUCCAGCACCGCUGCCAAGCGCCCGACGACCGGCCAGAGUCCCACCACCAUCUCUUCAAUCACCACCCAUGUGGAUUCCAUCGAGUCCAUCAUCCUACAGCUGAACAACACCAGCCACGGACCCAGCUACAAUGUCGUAAGUCAGCAGACUCCCACCUACGGUUACCCAGUUUCGGGAGCUUCGCCAAGCGAGCCGGCCACCCAACCACCUAAUUUCUACCAGGAGAACGAGUCUGUGAAGGUUCAGGAGUCGGAGCAGCAGUCGGACUACGGCUACACCACGACAACCAACUAUGACUCCACCUACGACAAGGUAUCCGACGAGCAGGACACUUCUGCCGCCGGUAGCCAGUCUGCAGAGCAGCCCACUGCCCGCCCCGGCUACGGUGAUGAUGUGUCCGCCGUGCUGGAGGAUCACACAUUGCCAGCCACCAGCUACAAUGAUGCCAUGGCUCCUGCUCCUCCUCAGACCUCCGAGUUCAACAAGAUGCCCGUCAUGGGUAUUGCCUAUCCGGUGGAUAUGUCCUACAUUGAGGAGGAGGGCAGCUUGCCAAGUGCAUCAGAGAGUGGAGCGGGCUAUGGCCAGGUGAACAGCGACUCUUACGAGGCCAGCACGGAAUCCGGGUACCAGAAGCAGCCCUCCGUCCAGACGGAGCAGCCCCAUCCAGUGCCCACUUACGUCCGUCCCACCACGAAUGCCAACAACCAAAACCGCCCCGUGGCUUCAUACAUCGGAAUGGUGACCAUGUCGCACUACAAUCCCCAACCCGGAAAUACAGACUACAAUUCGCAGCUGCCCGCCGAGGUCUCCGUGUCCUCGCAUACAACCAAGGUGCAGGAGCAGUACGACGAGAGCUCCAAUGGCUACCAGCAGCCUUCGGAAACGACUUCUGGCUACAUUGCCUCUCAGCCCACAGCUCUUCCUGCAGCUGCACCUCAACGUCCCCAGUACGACGCUGUGCCGGAUGCACCAUCGGAGCGACCCGUAUUGGUAACGGCUAGACCCAAGCCCUCGACCAAGCGACCGGGACUAAAGAGACCCCUUAACGGAGAGAACACCAAGAAGAAGCCGCAACCGCAGAAGCAGCCACAGCUGGGUGGUUACAACCAGGAGAAGGUGGGCGAGCAGAACACUAGGAAGCCUCCAUCUGUGUCCGAGUCUCCUAUUACUCAUAUUCAGAUCAAAAAGCCAGCGGCCACUUAUCACAAACAAGAACAGGUUCAAUCUGGAUACCCAAGACCAGCUACUGGAGGAUACGAACAAACCACCGCUGCUGCUCCUGCUCCAGCUGCUCCCUCAUUGAACUACGACAAGCCCGAUGCACCGGCGACUCAGUUCGAUCAGCCUUCUGCUCCAUCCUCCGGAUACGACCAGCCGGCGCCGAUUCCCUCGCUGCACUACAAUGAGGAUCACCAGUCCAGCUCGCCGGGAAGGAAGCCAUCGACUGCCAAGCCCAUCGCCACCAGCUACGUGACUGGACCCAGCACCCCUCGGCCCUCGGCCAACGUGGACUACCACUACGACAAUGUGCCUCCGCUCUUCAUGGCGGAUGACAAGCUGGAUGCGUUCAUCCAGAGCACAGCCGAGAAUAUUGUGGGCUCCACUCCCGGCAACUACCAGCCUCCCUUGGUGGCCACCGCCUCCACCCCCGUCUAUGUUCAAAGGCCCACUAGCAGUGGAAGCUAUGGCCACAAGAAGCCCGGAUUUGUGCAGAUCAAUGGAACCCCGAAGCCACCACGUCCCACUGUGUUGAUUACACCCAAGCCCACGGCCAUCAACCUGGUUACUUACAGCACCCUCGGCGAGGACAGCAAUAAGCUGGCCUCCAGCACCAGUUCCUAUAUAACCGGAAGACCUGGAGCGGGCGUCAGCUCGAACGACUUUGAGGAUCCUGGCUACUUUGGCAGCAGUCCCGUACACUCGGCCUUCACCCAGUCCACCACGGAAGCCAUUUACGCCGUGCCCUCGGAUGACAAGCCGGCGUUCCCAGGAUACUUUGGACCCACGCCCUCGUAUCCGGCUUUCUCGGUGCCUGGCGAGAAGGUUGGCCAAAAUGUAAUGGAGGAGACGUACACAUCGCCGAACGACUUCGUCAAUUUCCCGCCAGUUCGGAAUCCGAACCUGAACAUGUCUGCCGCAUCCAGUGCUGUGACCAGCGACCUGGAACUGUCCACUCCAGCCUUCGUGGAGGAUGUGGUGCUGAAGGACAAGAUGCACACCCUGGUGCACAAGCUAGUGGCCUCGCUGCAGGGCAACUUUGAGGCUCUGGCGGAUAUGAUUGAGGAGCCGGGAAGCAACAAGACAGCUUCCACCUACCAGGCGGGAGCAGGAGCAAAGCCUGUGCGAGUAACCACCCGCAAGCCCGUUAGAGUAGCAACCACGACAAGGCCCAAAGUAACCACCAAGAAACCCGUGGUCACGCGAGUCUCCACCAAGGCUCCCAACAAGAAGACAUCCGCCACCAGUACAACCCGGAAGCCAGUGACCCGUCGCACCACCGUAGCCACCACCACUCGUAAGCCAACCACCAAGAAGCCAACUCGCCGGGUGAGCAGCACCGUUAAGCCCACAACGGAGAGCGCGGCCCGUCCCGCUGAUGACGAGAUCGUGGACGAGGAGGACGAGGAGGAUGUGAACCCGAAUCCCAGCGACAACGAGAUCGAUCAAGGCGCCCUUCUUAGCUCGUACGGAAGCAACGGUCGCAAGAUCCGUAAACUCGACUCUCGAACACUCCCCACUCCUAACCUCGCAUUUCACUCCCCAUCAACAGAGUGCGGUGUGCGGCCCCAUGUCAAGUCCGGCCGCAUUGUCGGCGGCAAGGGCUCCACCUUCGGCGCCUUCCCCUGGCAGGUCCUGGUCCGCGAGUCCACCUGGCUGGGCCUGUUCACCAAGAACAAGUGUGGCGGCGUCCUCAUCGCCAGUCGUUACGUUAUCACUGCCGCUCAUUGUCAGCCUGGAUUCCUGGCCUCGCUGGUGGCCGUUAUGGGCGAGUUCGAUAUCUCCGGCGACCUGGAGAGCAAGCGUUCUGUGACGAAGAAUGUGAAGCGAGUCAUCGUCCAUCGGCAAUAUGAUCCGGCCACCUUUGAAAAUGAUCUGGCGCUGCUGGAGCUGGACAGUCCAGUGCAAUACGACACCCAUAUAGUUCCCAUUUGCAUGCCAAAUGACGCGGCGGACUUCACUGGACGCAUGGCGACGGUGACCGGUUGGGGACGCCUCAAGUACGGAGGUGGUGUGCCUUCUGUUCUGCAGGAAGUCCAGGUGCCAAUUAUCGAGAACAGCGUUUGCCAGGAGAUGUUCCACACCGCUGGCCAUAAUAAGAAGAUUCUCAACUCCUUCCUCUGCGCCGGCUAUGCCAAUGGCCAGAAGGACUCCUGCGAGGGUGACAGUGGUGGUCCGCUGGUGUUGCAGCGUCCCGAUGGCCGGUACGAGUUGGCCGGAACCGUGUCCCAUGGCAUCAAGUGUGCGGCACCCUACCUGCCCGGCGUCUACAUGCGAACCACCUUCUACAAGCCCUGGCUGCGCAGCAUAACGGGAGUGAAAUAAGAAGGACGGUCCUUGGAGAAGGUCCUGCGGCAACCGAGAAGUUGGGAUGCUGGGGAGCAACAAGUGUAAAUAGAACGUAGAGUUUUAAGAGUCGUGGAUCGAGGUGCGAGAACAGUUUGUCGAACUUCAAAGUGGCGUCGCUGUCUCGCCCAACUGUCUUAACCCCCAAACCCUCCUCCAGCUUCCAACAUUCCACUAGCUUAAUUGAUAAUCAACUGCAGCAACAACGAAAUGGAAAAAUCCAAAACGAAAAACACGAAAUACGCAAUCCGCAAUCCGCAAUCCGAACAGGCGCUGCUAGUUUCGUAUUUUUUUUUCAGUUCGCGUGCCUAACUUUUGUAGAGUCUGAAUGAGAAUUAUGCUAAUUGCAAGCCGUAAUGCUUAAGACAUAUUUAUUCUAGUUCUAAGCCUAUUUAUACAACUAUUUAUUUAUUUAUGAGACGAAACGGCAGCAGUUUCAGUUUGAUUCAACUAAAAAAAUUGUUAUUUUCGUAGGCAAAUUGUUGUUAUGUUCAAAAUGAAUGAGAAAGUGAGCAAAUGUUUUUAGUUCAAUUGAAUUUACUAAUUUAUCGAUUUAUACCACUAAUCUUUUUCUUAAUUACGUUUUAUGUUAAUUGUUAAGCCAACGACAAAUCGAAGCGAAAAGAGAUCGAAUUCAAAUAAACGACAUAAAUUGUAGAAUAAAUAAAAAUAUAUAU